Symphalangus syndactylus (siamang) is the source of this 4215-nucleotide messenger RNA. It is a transcript of the gene NDFIP2, whose product is annotated as Nedd4 family interacting protein 2. Gene Ontology annotation, biological process: positive regulation of protein ubiquitination; ubiquitin-dependent protein catabolic process; vacuolar transport. Lineage: Eukaryota; Metazoa; Chordata; Mammalia; Primates; Hylobatidae. Gene Ontology annotation, cellular component: endoplasmic reticulum; perinuclear region of cytoplasm; Golgi apparatus. The record is from RefSeq and is a predicted model, not a curated record. Gene Ontology annotation, molecular function: WW domain binding.
AGGAACGCGGCUCCAUCCCUUGUCAGCCUCUGUCUCUGUGUGGUGAGAAGGCGCACUGGCUCGUGCCUGCGCGAAACUCGCGCACACAGAAAAGACCAAUCAAGGACGGGUCAUUCCCUCCCCCCGCGCGCCUUUUGCGACCGCCCACUCGACAGGUUGACAACCUAGACAGCUCCCCCGGACUUGCCUUACUUUUCCAUCUCCUCCCACCCAGCUACACCCUCCCACUGGCGGCGCGGAUGGGACGCCGGCGGAGCCAGCGAGUCUGCGCGAGCGGUCCGAGCAUGCUCACUAGCGCGCGCGGCGCCCCGGAGCUUCUCCGCGGAACCGCGACCAACGCGGAGGUCUCGGCGGUUGCUGCGGGAGCCACAGGAAGUGAAGAGCUUCCGCCGGGAGACCGCGGCUGCAGGAACGGAGGCGGAAGGGGCCCUGCGGCGACGACGUCGUCGACGGGGGUGGCCGUGGGAGCUGAGCACGGAGAAGACUCCCUGUCUCGGAAGCCGGAUCCCGAGCCGGGCAGUAUGGAUCACCACCAGCCGGGGACUGGGCGCUACCAGGUGCUUCUUAAUGAAGAGGAUAACUCAGAAUCAUCGGCUAUAGAGCAGCCAUCUACUUCAAACCCAGCACCGCAGAUUGUGCAGGCUGCAUCUUCAGCACCAGCACUUGAAACUGACUCUUCCCCUCCACCGUAUAGUAGUAUUACUGUGGAAGUACCUACAACUUCAGAUACAGAAGUUUAUGGUGAGUUUUAUCCUGUGCCACCUCCCUAUAGCGUUGCUACCUCUCUUCCUACAUACGAUGAAGCUGAGAAGGCUAAAGCUGCUGCAAUGGCAGCUGCAGCAGCAGAAACAUCUCAAAGAAUUCAGGAGGAAGAGUGUCCACCAAGAGAUGACUUCAGUGAUGCAGACCAGCUCAGAGUGGGGAAUGAUGGCAUUUUCAUGCUGGCAUUUUUCAUGGCAUUUAUUUUCAACUGGCUUGGAUUUUGUUUAUCCUUCUGUAUCACCAAUACCAUAGCUGGAAGGUAUGGUGCUAUCUGCGGAUUUGGCCUUUCCUUGAUCAAAUGGAUCCUUAUUGUCAGGUUUUCUGAUUAUUUUACUGGAUAUUUCAAUGGACAGUAUUGGCUUUGGUGGAUAUUUCUUGUACUUGGCCUGCUCCUUUUCUUCAGAGGAUUUGUUAAUUAUCUAAAAGUCAGAAACAUGUCUGAAAGUAUGGCAGCUGCUCAUAGAACAAGGUAUUUCUUCUUAUUAUAGAGGUAAGAAAUAUUAAUCUGUGAACUCUGCCUAUUCACUUUAUGUAUUCAAAUUUACCAGAUACAUAUUAAAUGCCUAAUGUGUAUUCAUGAUUUUUACUGUUAGCAUAUUUAAUGUUUUUUAAUACCGCUAACAGUCAGCUUAUUGAAAUUUAAUAAGUCAGACCUUUUUAGAUAACUUUUAGAUUUUUAAAAUUGAAUUUCAUAAAUUUUAAUUUUUAAAAUAUAUAGCAAGUCAACUGAAAUUUUAAAUCAGACUUUUAAAACUUCUCUUUAAAGAUUAACCAUAGAAUGUAUGUGAAGUAACCACCAGCACAAAAUUUGAAGGCUUGAAAAACAAAAUAUGACAUAGUACUUAGACCAAAGGAAUGGGCAUUUUUGUGUAAAACAAUGUGAAAUUCAAUUAGACAUCUGGUGGAGAAAAAGUCUGAUUGAAAAACAAUUUGUCUUGCAAUCCUUUUAACAGUCCGGAUCAAGGAAUAAAAGUCAUGUGAAGAAAAUGGUUCUGUUAUUGUUUUCUUAAUGUGUGCUGGUUUUUAUCAACUAUGAAGGCUACAACUUGAAUAUGAAGAAAUGAGUAGAAGUUGUCUUACUAGUUAUCCAGUGAAUUUCUGGAGGCCGUGGAUAUAGCAGUAGUAUUUCUUUAUUGUUCAGCGGGAGUAUCUUCACAUAAAGUAACCUCAUACUCUCUAUUCUACUUUUUAAAGCAAGUACCAUAUACUUUAUGCCUAUGAAUAAGGUAAACUUAUAAAGCAUUUGAACUCUAUAACCAAAAUGUUUACUAGUACUUAACUUCUGAAUGUAGGACUAUAAGGAACAAAGUGUUUCAAGUUUAAAACUAAGUAUUCUUUUUUAAAAUAGAUAAGUAUUCUUUUUUCAAGUAAAUAAAUUGUAUGCUUUGUGAUUUGGUUGCUUACAUUUUAUCAUUUAUAUAAGUUAUACAUAAGCUUAUAUAAUUUACUUAUUUCUGCUAGAGUACUAUGAAUACACUUGUAUUUCUAGAUCAUGUUAAAGUAUCAUUUUAAGUGUUCUAUUAAAGUCUCCCCCAACCACCCCCAAAGAAGUCGCUUUUUUAUUUUAACAAGCAAAAUAUCUUUGCAGACAGUGGCGUUAAGAGUUUGUCAGUAUUAAUAAUAAGAUUAAAAGGCAAAGUAAUUUUGCUGUUUUACUAAUUUGUGUGAUUGUCUUCUAUGCAUUUUGAAGAGUCUAAAAUACAAUGCAAAUAUGUUCUAGAUGAAAAUCUGCUAUAGAAGCCUUACACUUUAGAAUAUAUUCUGAUAUGUAGACUUUUAUCAAGAGAAUAUUAUAUACUUAAUAUAAUUCUUCUAUAAAAUGUGUGCUGAUUUAAAGACAACUUAAUACAUUUUAAGACUAAUUCCUUCUUUGUCUCCAGACUGCAUCAACCCGACAUUCCUUUCUUAUACCAAUGUGAAAUUUCCAGAUCAUCUGUAAACCUACAACUUUAAUAGAAGACUACUAAUAACAGAAGACAAAUUAGUGAAGAAAAGACGGAGCUUCGAAAUUGAAUGGCAGGGUGGUUUAUGCUUACAAGCCAUUUCUGUUCAUUCUUUAAGUAUCUAUAUUUCAUUUGUUUUGCACAUAUGCAUAUGUGCCCAUUUAAGAUAUUUGCAUAUACUUGAUAAAAACCAUAAAGUUGUAGCAGUUAAGUCCAGUCACAUUUGGUUAAUCAGUGUUUGAUAUAAUUGAAAGAGUUGAGUGGAUAAACAGUCUUCCAGCUUGUAAAUGCCAUUGACUUCUGACCUGACAUUUAGUAUCAUAAAAAUGAAAUUAUUAACCAUGUCAAAUGAUUUAGUUUCUGGCUCUCAGACUCAUCUGGCAAUUCUAUACAUGAAACAUCUUUUGUUAUAUAAGGUGUAUUGAAACCUGCAGUGCUGAUUAUUAGGAAGGAUUUGUCAGAUUUUUGAACGUAUUUACAUUAUUAUUUAGGAAAACUUUUCCUGUAAAUAACCAUGCAUAACUUACUUUCUGCAGUGUUUUCUGAGAAAUUGUGUCCAGAUAGCUUUCACUGAUUUUAAAUUAAGUGAACUAAAUAUAUAUGUGUAUAUGUAUACAUAUAUAUACACACACACACACACACACAUAUAUUUAGAAACCUGAGUGUUAAAGAUAGAAUUUGUUUUAGGACAAAUUUUAAGAAAAUGUGGGAAUACCAAAUGUCCUUUGUAAGAAAAAUAAUUUUUUUAAGGGACAUACUAGUUUUAGGGAUUUUCAGAUGAGAAGCUGGGUUUUUAGGAUUGCCCGUCUUAGAGAUUCUUGCAGGAAGAGAUUGUAUUAGAUAUUAUAUUUAUUUCAUUUAAGAUAAUUUUGAAAGUUGAUUUUCUAAAUAAGAUAAUUCUCAUUUGUGUUUGUCUUUUAAAAAGCCAAUAAAAUAUCUUUCAGUAUCAUUGUAAUAAUUUUUUUAGAGUUUACUUUGUAAAGCUUAGCAAAUAAAAUCUUGUACUAUUAAUAGCUUCUUGCUUUAUGACUUUAGGAUUAACUUGUAAAAAACAUAUACUGAACUGAGAUAUGCAAAACACUCAUUUUCAAGUUAUGGAAAUGUGUUUGUGGCAUAUAGGACUGUGGGGUCUGUGUGUGUAGUGAGAGUGUGUAGCCACUAUUAUAACUGGAAUUUAAUUUACAUCCAUAAACUACUAUAUUUCCAUCUUGGAAAUCAUUUUAUGUCUCAUCUGUUUUUCCUUUCGGUUAUAUCUUUGGUUUUGAAUACCAACAUUUAAAAUGAUGGUAUUUUAUCUUUUAAACUUAAAAAUUAUUUAAUACAGCUAUAUGGACCGUAAAAAAUUGAUUUCUUAUUUAUUAUUAGACAUUACUACUAAAAGGUACAUCUAACUAUUCAGGGACAUUUUUCCAUUUCCAAAAAAUAAAAUUUAUUAUGCUUUAUAACCUCUUCUGUAUUUUCUAAUUUUUUCAUUGUCUUUGAUAAAUAAAACAUAGUUUUGUUUUGCUAA